Molecule: messenger RNA, 6045 nt
Organism: Anoplophora glabripennis (Asian longhorned beetle)
Lineage: Eukaryota; Metazoa; Arthropoda; Insecta; Coleoptera; Cerambycidae
Product: ATP-binding cassette sub-family A member 5
Exons: 26
Coding region: 1-5148 (1715 amino acids)
Biological process (GO): lipid transport; transmembrane transport
Cellular component (GO): intracellular membrane-bounded organelle; membrane
Molecular function (GO): ATP binding; ATP hydrolysis activity; ABC-type transporter activity
Source: RefSeq, a predicted model, not a curated record
AUGGGCGAAAAACAACAUUCCAUAUACUUCUCUCAGCUGAAAGCUAUGCUGAAGAGGAAUAUCCUGUUAAAGAAACGAGAAAAACGAAAAACUACUGCGGAGGUGCUGCUGCCAUUGUACUCCCUUGCCAUUUUGAUAGUCGUGAAAAUCAUAAUACCGAAUCCAAAUUUUCCCGAAAUGGACACACCCAGAGGAGAAGCCAACCUUUUCGACCAUUUCCAAAAGAUAUCUAGCCAUACCGUAGCAGUUGUUCCAAAUUCUGAGGAAGUCCAGCAAUUCCUGAAUAACGUUACAAUCCUCUGGGAUUCGAUAAAACAACAUAACGAUUCCGAAAUAAUAUGGAACUUAUUCGCAACAGAAAACGACUUGCUGAAAGCAUAUUGGCUGAAGUCGGACGAAAUGCCUAUUGCAGUAAUAUUUGAGGAACCUCCCAUAAAUGGACGCUUAAAAUAUGAAAUUCGGACGAACCCUUCUUUGAAUGGCACACCACCAAGGAAUCUCUACAGCUCCCCAGCAGCGUGUAGGGAUACCACAAGCGGAUGGUAUGGUUACAGGGUAAUACCAGGAGCUAUCGAAACGGGAGACAGCUGUCCAGUAAACCAAUAUUAUUACUCCGGGUUCACAGCCCUACAAGCUCUUUUGGAUUACACAAAAAUCAGAAUCGACACGGGGAAUCAGAUGAAAGUGCCUGAAAUCCUCUUAGAAAUGUUCCCAAAAGCCGCCCAUACGGGUAAUUGGAUGGUGGCUUUUAGGGUGGUCAUACCACUCUAUAUGGUGAUGGCCCUGUCACAAUUCAUAACUUAUUUACUGAUUUUAAUUGUGGGUGAAAAGGAAAAUAGGAUAAAGGAAGGCAUGAAAAUCAUGGGUUUGAAAGACUCAGUCUUUUGGUUGUCUUGGUUCAUCAUAUACGGAAUAUUCGUGUUCUUCUUGACAAUAGUCUGCUGUGUGCUUCUCUUCACACUCAAAGUGUUCCAAAACACCAACUUUAUCCUCAUAUUCUUGCUGGUUCUGCUAUAUUCGUUGACUAUUAUCAUGUUUGGAUUCAUGAUAACUCCAUUUUUUGACAAAUCAAGAACCGCAGGAAUAUUAGGAAAUUUUGCCGUGAAUAUAAUGAGCCUUUUAUACUUCAUUCAAGUAUUUGUCGAUAGUUCCAGCUCCGUUGCGUUCUGGGUAGCUUCGUUGAUUAGUUCGUCAGGUUUUGCCCUUGCCAUGGACAAGGCUCUAGUUAUGGACUUGUCAGGAGAAGGCGUCAAUUUUGACAAUCUGUGGUCUGGCCCUGGCAUGCCUUUUGGUGGCAGCUUAAUCAUGAUGGCGCUGGACAUAAUUUUAUACGGAUUUCUUGCUUACUACUUAGAUAGUGUUAUUCCAAGCGAGCAUGGUAUUAAGAGAUCGCCACUUUUUUGCUUCAAACCGUCUUUUUGGUGUUCCAGGAAACCAAUGCAAAGGGUGCCUUUAACGGCAAAUGGGGGAUCUGUCCACUCUUUAAAUACAGGAGAUUCAACAUUAGACGUUGAACCAGUUCCAAGAGAGAUGCGGGGAAGAGAAGCAAUCAAAAUCGUUGAUUUGUAUAAGAGUUUUUACCACUGUAGAAAACCUGAGGUAAAAGCUGUCAAUGGUAUAAAUCUCACAAUAUAUGAAGGCCACAUUACGGCAAUAUUAGGUCAUAAUGGUGCGGGAAAAACUACUUUAUUCAACAUUCUCACUGGGCUUACGGCGCCAACUGCCGGUACUGCAUACAUUUUUGGAUACGAUGUAAGAGACCCAAACGACAUGGACCAGAUCAGAAGAAUGACUGGAGUAUGUCCACAACACGACAUCCUAUUCGACAACUUAACCCCAAGAGAACAUUUAGAAUUUUUCGCCGCUGUUAAGGGAAUACCACCAUCUUUGAUCGAAUUCGAGGUAAUGAAGACAUUGCGCGACAUCGACCUGACCGACAAGGCUAACGCUUCCGCCAAACACCUAAGUGGUGGACAAAAACGUAAACUUUCCGUCGGUAUAGCUGUUAUCGGAGACCCAAAAAUCAUUAUAUUGGAUGAACCUACUGCUGGUGUUGAUCCAUACUCUAGAAGGCAUAUGUGGUCGGUGCUUCAGAAUAGAAGGCACGGGAAGGUGAUCUUGUUAACCACACACUUCAUGGAUGAGGCAGAUAUUCUAGCUGACAGAAAAGCGGUAGUUUCCAGGGGCAACAUUAGGUGUUGUGGAAGUUCUCUUUUCUUAAAAAACAAAUUCGGAAUAGGUUACCACCUCACACUAGUACUAGAAGGAAUCUCUAAAGAACAAGCCAUUAACAGGCUGGUAACGACUCACGUACCCAAGGCGGAGAAAGCCAGAAAGCAUGGUAGGGAACUCAGUUUUAUUUUACCUCACAACGCAGUAGACAAUUUCGCUUCACUGUUUUCCGCUAUCGAGCAAGAAAUUAAUAACAAAAGCAGUAAACUGGGUAUAUCUAGUUAUGGAGUAUCCAUGACGACUUUGGAAGAAGUAUUCCUCCAUCUAGAGAGAGACGAGGAAACUGAAACUACAAUGGACAAUCUGUCGAAAAAAAUUGUGAGGAACAGGGCCCUAAGUAGGAGUUUGAGUUUACAGAGCAAAAGUACAAGUUACCAGUCCUUGCAGAAUGAAGGCAAUAAUCCUCUCAUCCAGGAUAGCAAGGGUGGCGGGGAUACCACACACAUUGGUGGUCUGGAAAUAAUAAGCGAGACGAAAUCACCGAUAACCGGCAUUGGAUUAGAAAGAAUAGAGUGCCAUCCUAACAGUUUUCAAACGCUUAUCGCGCUGUUACACCUGCGAUUCCUUCGUUUAAUACGCGACAUCCAGAAGUUGUACUUCAUGAUCUUACUCCCUCUUGCCCUAGCGGCGUUAGGUCUUUAUUUCAACAGCGUCCAAAGUAUCGAACCAAAACUACAACCCCUGGUGCUGAGUGGAAAAACUUACCGUUCAACAAACAUAGCAAUACACAAUUCCACUGGAAAUGAUUUGGACGCGCUGCUCGUCCAGUUCUUCAAUUUAAGCGUGACCUCUUUGGACGAAUACGACGGAAACUUUUCUUUGCUGCUGGACAUCGCCCCACACAUGGCGGCUAUUAACGUUAACAAAUUCGAAUACCCGAAUUACGCUAUAACCAUACUGUACAAUGAUACUGCGCAACACAGCCUGCCGAUUGUGAUCAACCUGAUAAGCAAUGCCUUGUACGGAAUUUUAAAUCCAGGAAAGACUAGCGCUAUCGAAAUAAAGGCGCAACCAUUUCAAGAAACCUCCCAACCUGAAGGAUUUAAGAUCGGAAUAUUUUCCGCUACUACGUUCAUGGGUAUGAUUUUCGUGCUGGUACCUGUCAGUCUAGCAAUCGACAUGGUAUAUGACAGAGAAAUAAAGGCAAAAAACCAGCUCAGAGUAAACGGCCUGUCGUUCUCGAUGUACUUCAUAACUUACUUCACAGUGUUGGCAGCAAUCAUGAUCCUGAUUUGUGCCGUGCUGCUGAUUAUCAUUUUAAUAUCGGACAUACCAUCUCUGAGGGACUGGCCGGCUUUGAUUACGUUGGGAUUCUUGACGUUAAUUUACUGCCCUGCCUCUAUACUGUUUAGCACCUGCGUCAGUUAUAUAUUUGACAAAACUGAUUCUGCUCAGUCAAUAUUACCGAAUAUAGCCACGUUCCUGGGUUGCAUACCUUUCUUCUUGGUUAUAUUCCUCGAUAUGUUAAGGAUUGGCGGAAAGGCAGCGUUUGUCCUCCACGUCAUCUUCUCCCUCUUAAAUACGAUGUACAUACCGUACGCUAUCGUUUAUUACGUUCAGAGGGUAUACAUCAUGUGCAAAGUCAAUAUUGCCUGCACAGAGCUUACCUUAGGCGACUACGUGACUCAGGAGAUCAUAGUAAUGGUCAUCGGAAUAUUGUUGCACAUUCCAUUUUGGUUCUUCAUGCUUCUCAUAAUUGAUAUUAAAAAAAGUGGAGGGCGGAUUCGGGACGCUUUCAAUUUUAACAAGAGCAAGCCACAGGAUAAUGCAGAAGAUUCAAACGAAUUGAGUGACAUAGGAGAAAAUGAGGAUCAAGAUGUGAAGACUGAAAGGCAAAAAGUGAAAAAUCUCAUGAAUUGUCAUACGGUGAAUCCCCCUGUUGUUAUGGUUCAGAAUCUUCACAAGGAAUAUAUCAGACAUGAACUAAAAAUAUGUGAAUGCUGUUGCAAAUCAGAUGAAGAAAGAGAAUCAAGAAAAGUAGCAGUGAAAUCCUUAUCCCUUGCAGUAGACGCUGGCGAAGUCUUCGGUCUGUUAGGGCAUAACGGUGCCGGAAAAACUACCACCAUGAAAAUAAUAACAGCAGAAGAAGCACCAACGAGAGGAAAGGUACAAAUCGGUGGUGAAAGCAUCACAUCCAACAUGAACUCCGCCUUUCAGUUACUGGGUUACUGUCCUCAGCACGACGCUUUGUGGAAAAAUAUUACCGUAAGAGAGCACUUGGAGUGCUAUGCGGCCAUUCGAGGCGUACCUUACAGUAAUGUAUCAAAUAUCGUAAAUUUAUAUUUGAGCGGCCUUCAAAUCCACGAACACGCCGAUAAACAAACUCAGCAGUGUUCAGGUGGAACUAGAAGGAAGUUGAGCUUCGCCAUGGCCAUGGUGGGAAAUCCGAAAGUUGUUCUUUUGGAUGAGCCCAGCACCGGCAUGGAUCCAAGGAGUAAGAGGUUCUUGUGGGACACCAUUUUAGCUAGUUUCCAGGGAUCCAGGGGAGCUAUAUUAACAACACAUUCAAUGGAAGAAGCCGACGCAUUAUGUUCAAGAGUGGGCAUAAUGGUGAAAGGUGAACUAAGAUGCCUCGGUUCCACGCAGCAUCUCAAGAACCUCUAUGGAGCCGGUUACACUUUAGAAAUGAAAUUGAGAGGUGGCGAUUCCACUCCCACUUCCGAUUCCGGCGACCGCCACAAUGAACUGAGGGAGUUCGUGUCAGCCUUGUUCUUGGAUGCGACUCUCCAAGAAAGCUUCGCAGACAGAUUAGUGUUCAGCGUGCCUCAGCAGAGCGUUCCGUCACUAGCCAAUUGUUUUAUGCAGCUUGAAAAAGCGAAAGUCGAACUAGACAUAGAAGAGUACAGUUUCAGCCAGACGACUCUGGAGCAGGUUUUCCUAAAGUUUGCCCACGAGGACGAAGUAAAUGGGGAUUAGUUACAUAUGGAUUUCGUUUUUUUAAACCAAAUGUUGACCUAAUUGUGAUCUUAAUAUAGUUAUAAGUUACAAAACAGAUAUAUUUUACCUAGUUAAGGGAUAUUCAGAGCAAAAUCAAAAUUUAUUUUAUCUAUAAUUCAAUAAUUAGACUAAGCGGCAAAUUCGUUUUAUGAGUACAUUCUCCAGUAACAUCAACAAUUAAAAAACGACUUUAUAUUUGAUUGGAAUCGCUGCACGGUGGGACAAAUCACGUGAGUUGCUUUGUAAUGAUUUUCUUAAAUAUAAUUUAUUGUUAUAAAUAUUGUUAUUGCUAUGAACUAGUCAAUUUUUGUAAGAAAUGCCGUCGAGCUGGUAUUUAUUUUGUCAUUCCCAAAUCUGUUUAGUAAAAAUGUUUUAUUGAGAUAUAAUUUUUUGCUUCUAAGCAUUCUAAGCAUUUUAAAAAUAAAAGUUUAUUGAAUUCUGUUUUUAUUUAAAUUAACACCUCACAUUUAAGUUGCCGAUCACCAUGUUGUUGUUUAUUAAAAAAUAGUGCCUCAUUAAAUUAUAUGUAUUGCUUGUAUUACGUACAUUCCUUUGCAAUUAGAUUAUAUAAUUAUAAUUGAUUAAAUUUACUAUGUUGCAACAAAUUUACUAAUUUAAGUAUUUAAUUAUAAAAAUGUCUGUCACUAGGGCAGAAUUAUAAGUAAUUGUGGGAAAUUUAAGCAUAAGUUGAAAAUAAAAAUAGUAAGUUACCUAAAAUUACUUAAAAUAUUUAAAAAAGGAAUAUUUCAUAAAUUUCCCUGAAUAAAAUGAUUUUUCGUCGUGUUGUACUGUAAUACAUAGACAAAUUAUACAAUAGCCUAGUAGUUUUUCAAGUAAAAUGUAAUGCAAAUAAAUUUUUACUUUAAUGCAAUAUUA